AUGUCUGCUUGGAAUAAUACUACCGUCGACAGCGACAGCGACGGCGAUGAACGCGUUUACCUCUCCGACCCCUAUGCUGCCAGACGCGAGCAGCUCCCGCCAAUGAUGCCCAGCUUUCCUCACCGACAUGGAUCCCCCAGCUCUCACACUGCGUCUAGUCGCAUGAUCAACCAAGUACAAUCAUCAUACGUGGAUCCUCGAGCACCAAAGAGCCCGGCUUCAAUGUAUUCACCGACGUCCUUGCAGCAGUAUGCCAUCUUCCCUGGUGCCCCUCGUUCACUCGCACCUGCACCCUCUGCCAGUUCGUUUAGCCACGCGCAGGAGCAGAAUUCGAAUUUCAAUUACAGUCACUCACCCACUCUACAUCCUACAAGCGCCGCUAGUUCGAAUGCCGGCAUGUCGACCACAUUACCCAGUGCACAUUCAUACCCAGACGCCCAUACAAAUGUGGUGGCAGAUAUAAACGCGAACAACGCCAACGGUAGCAAGAAACACGUGUGCUCCCUUUGCCCAGCGGCUUUUGAGCGUCGUUACGAUCUCAAGCGACACAUGGGCACGCAUCUAGAUCAAAAAGAAUUCGUUUGCUCUGGUUGUAACAAGGCGCUUGCUCGCAACGACUCUCUCCAACGCCAUCAGUCCGUCUGCAAGGCCCGGCCACCUUCAGCAGGUCCAUAG
Molecule: messenger RNA, 675 nt
Organism: Serendipita indica DSM 11827
Lineage: Eukaryota; Fungi; Basidiomycota; Agaricomycetes; Sebacinales; Serendipitaceae
Source: the annotation of a GenBank genome assembly